UAUUUGUCCGAGGCUAAUGGGACCCUCGUAAGUGUAACACUAUAUGGCUACAUGUAUGUGCUUGUACAGACAUAAGCAAUCAGUGUUUACACAAUUAUCACUUGUAAAGUUGAUUUCAAUACAAUCCAUGGCGUUCAAUUCAGUAAAUAGAGCACUGAUAUCAAAUAAAAUCCUUCUGAUAACAAUAUUGAAACAUUCUGCUUUGUUUAUCUAGUUACUACGUCGGUGUAAAACGGAGAUAAUAAUGAACUCAGCGAUUUUAAAUAUGCUCCCGCUGAAUAAAUGCAUAUGUUUACAUAUCUAUCACAUACUCUGAACAACGAGUAUCUUAGAAUGCUAUCUAUCGAACUGGGUUGACAAAUAAUCAAUGUGGUUGUGUAGAGUACCUUAAACAGCUAAUUUCCAACACACACUUGUAUUACUCAUUUACAUACUUUAAGGUUUAUUUGGUUACGAAAUCCAUAAUGCAAUCAUCAAGUGUGGUAUAAUACAGAUAAGUGAUUGUUGUGUUGAUGUUAACAAGGAGUUUGACCGACAUGUGUGUAGUUUGGUAAACUUGUUCAGCAGGACACGGUGUAUUGUACAGAUAAUGCAAUCGGUUAAAAAAUCAUUCUGAAAUAACAAUAUCUUUUAAAAUAAAAUUUUAAAAAAUCUCAUUGUUAUACAAACACUUUGCCUUACCAGGACAGACACAACGAAUGUCACUAUGGUCACUAUGGUAUGCCAACGUAACUAUGUUUUCAGCUGUUGGCCACAAGGACGUCUAGUGUGACGUAUGCGCUUAAAAACCAAUCAUAGGCGUUCGCUGGAAGUGUAACUACUGCCCUAACUAUAACUCGUGUUAUGCGUGCCACGAUAAAUAAAGGUGGAGGCACAAUAGGUCGCAUACUUUCGAGAAGUUUGAUACACCUGUCAGUAAUAUCUUCCGGACAAUAUUAACAAGUGCAGAGUCCCCAACCAGUGAGUCUGAUAUGGACGCAGGUAAUGACUCUGACACUGACUCUGACAGUUUCGAGACGGACGCAGCUGAUGUACACGAUGGUGUUGGGUGUGACGUCUGCUGUGAGCGUCCUAUCCGGGGUACCCGCUGGAAGUGCAGAGAUUGCCCUAAUUACGACAUGUGUACAUCGUGCUACAAGAAUCUUAGAAUGUUUCACGAUAUGAACCAUUCAUUCAAGAAAAUCAACAGUCACUCAUUUACAGGAGCCCUGCUUGUCAACAAUAAACGAUCCUCGAAAAUGCAUAAAGUGAAUCGCGCAGGAGUCGUUCACAAGAAUGUGACGUGUGACGUCUGCACUAUGAGCCCGAUCGUGGGUACCCGUUUGAAAUGCAGAGAGUGUGCUAACUAUGACAUGUGUUCCGCGUGCUUUGAGGAUCACAGGAUGGUGCACGACUUGUCGCAUUCAUUUAGACAGAUUGAAACAACAGGAUGUGUAUUACACCAGGCGGAAGCUACUAGAACAACAAGCUCUCAAGCGGUGCCGAAAAGAAUCCAUCAAACCAAUGACGGUUCAGGUACGCCUCAUGUAGGUGUAAGAUGUGAUGUCUGCAAAGUCUCUCCAAUUCGGGGUACCCGCUGGAGGUGUAGUUCUUGUCCCGACUAUGACAUUUGUUCCACUUGCUAUGAGGAUAAAAGACGAUUGCAUGAUAAGUCGCAUUCGUUCUUUAAAAAAGAAAAUUCAACCAAAAGAACUAAAGAACAAAAGGGAGAACAUGAACUAUCAAAAACGUCGUCUUGUUUGCCAUCACAUUGGAUGACGAUGAGGCCCGAUCAACACGUUAUUAAAGUUGAUCUUUCAACUAUGAGUGAGGAAUUCAGAACUGUAAUGGGCAAGUUCGUUCAAACGCUUAGAAAAAGAAUCGUCAGAAUACACAGGGUUCAAAGCAAAAUUCUUUGGGAGUUUUACUGUUCCAAACGCAAGCAGAUGGAAGCCAUAGAUGGAAAAAUCGGCGGUAACGAGAUGAACCUUUUCCAUGGAACAAAACCGGACAUAAUCCAAACUGUAUGCGCUCACAAUCUCGACAUGCGCCUUGCCGGAACAAACGUCGGUGCGAUAUAUGGCAAUGGCGCCUAUUUUGCUUCGACAGCAGAUAUGUCGGAUCGGUAUGCAACGGCUGAUCCAAAAACGGGUCACAAGUUUAUGUUGCAGUGUCGUGUACUGGUGGGACGCUGGACUAAAGGGCAGCAGGGUUUACGGAGGCCGCCUGAGAUAGCCCGGACACCGGAUGGUCAGGUCAGACUGUAUGACAGCUGCGUGGACAACGUACGCAAUCCGAGCAUCUUCUGCAUCUUCGACCACGUUCAGUACUAUCCAGAGUAUAUCAUUGAAUACAAAUAAAUUACAAGAACUAUUUACGAAGGAAUAUUAAGAGUUUGCACAUUUCCUGAAUGUAUUACUGGAUAAUUCCCUGUGCUUAUCGGACUGCAAAUAAUAUAUUUUUUUCUAAUAUCCUGUAUUAUUUAAUUAGAUAAUACCUGAUUGUAUCCAUUUGUAUGCAUUCAAUUGCAUGCAAACAGAAAACUAAUAUUUCCGGAUUUAUAUCAUUUAGUAAUAAUACAAGGAUUAUAUGUUAAGAUUUAGUGCAUGAUUCACUUGUAUAAUUUUUAUUGUAUCAUACUUGUGGACGAAAUAUGUUUGUUUAAUGGAAUGAAAGAUCGUCAUAAUUCGCGUAUCAAACACUAUUUUAUAUUAUUGAUGAAUAUGUUUUUAAUGUAAACUAUCUUGUUGACGGGUUUUUCUACUUAGUACUUAGAAGUAAUUUAAUAUGAUUAUAAUAACGGUGUUUAUACGUUGUUCAAUACAUAUAUUUUAUUUUCCGUUGCCAUCUACCGGUAGCUAAUAUGUGAGUUAUCCAUUCUCAUCGUGUCCUUAAUAAUCAAUGUGUUGAUUCUAUUGUUAUAUCCUAUACUGUUUCAAAGAGUGCAUUUGUACAUAGAUAAUGGUAUGGUAAUUUAAUGAAGGUCCUAUCAUCUAGACAUAUACACGUCCUCAUUAUUUGCGCUGAUUUUGUUAUUUAUGUGUUACACUUUUAAUAAGUCUUUUGAAUAUAUGUUGAGGUAUACUCAAAACAGUAAUCUUGGUGGCUUAUUUCAUAGUUUACUACCUAAGUUACAUCCAAAUCGAUCACUAAUCUGGACUGUGUUUUUUUCUGUUUUAAACAAAUAUGAGUUAUUUGGGGAAUUUAUUACAGUGAAACAAUGAAUGAAGUUAAAAUAUCACUGAUCGUUUGCUAUCAUUGAGGUCGACCUAUAUAAGUUACAGUGACACAUUUACAUGCCGUCAUGAGUUUAACAAAAAGACAUGCAUACACAAGACAAAUGUUCAAUUAAGCACAAAUGACGCAAGCAUGGAACUUGUUGCAAAAAGAGGUUAUUUAAAUGACGUAAUGAUACACAAGUGUGAUGCGUGAGAUUUACUUCUUUUUGCAAUUCAUUAAAUUGUAGCAUACAUUUAUCAUUAUACAGCUACAAUUAUGUUGCGCUGUUUUGCAACCGGCCAUUUAUUUAAUAAAUGGUAAAUAAAUAUCAACGCGUUCUCUUGAAUAGACAAUUGCAUCGAAAUGUGUAUGUUUUUCAUUUGUAUUCACGCUGAACUUUUGAAUUACAUCCUGGAUCAGUUUAAAAGGGUGAAAUAAAGUGUUGAAAUCC
Molecule: messenger RNA, 3649 nt
Organism: Dreissena polymorpha
Lineage: Eukaryota; Metazoa; Mollusca; Bivalvia; Myida; Dreissenidae
Product: protein mono-ADP-ribosyltransferase PARP14-like
Exons: 9
Coding region: 972-2339 (455 amino acids)
Molecular function (GO): zinc ion binding; NAD+ poly-ADP-ribosyltransferase activity
Source: RefSeq, a predicted model, not a curated record